AUGUUAAAACAACAUAGAUAUUUUAAAUUUCAUGGGAAAAAUAUAUAUUUUGAAAUUAAUGAAGUUAUUAGUUUAGAAGAAGCAAAAGAAAUAAUAGGAAAGUUUGGAUGUGGAAAACAAAUUAAGUGGAUUGGUGUUGGAAUAAAUGAGAAAGGAUCUAGUCAAAAUACACAUUCACACUCUCAUGUAUAUGUACAAUUGGAUGGUAUUUUCCAAUUUAACAAAAAGCCAGAAACAAAAAUACAUGGGAAAAAAUUACAUAUUAAUUUUAGUUAUAUUUCAAGAUUAUGUGAUAUGGAUGGUUCAUAUCAAAAUAUAAGGAAUUAUCUUAAGAAACAUGAGAAAUAUGAAGAAGAAGGAAUAUUUAGUGAAUCAAUAAGAAUUUCAUGGGACCAAGCUAUAAAAGAAGCACUUGAAUGUCCAGAUUAUUUAGAAGCAACAAGAAUAUUACAAGGAUCAAGUUAUGGAAGAUGGUUAACAAGUUGUUCUACAUUUCAGAAGAAAUGGAAUCAAGAACACUUUGAAGAAAUAGUAGAAUCAAGGAAAAUAUAUAUUCGAUUAAAUCCAUGGAAAGAAGAAAUGAUAGAAGUAAAAGAGAUCAGAACAUGGAUUAAGAAAGCAUUAGAAAGAAAAGAAAAGAGAGUACCAAUAUUAUUUAUUGUUGGUAAAACAAAAACAGGAAAAACAGAAUUUAUUCGAGAUGCAUUAAAAGGAGUAAAGAUAGAAGAUCAUCGAGGUGAAAUUAUGUUUGAUACAGUUGAUCAAUUCAAGAAUUAUGACAUUCGACUAUAUGAUGAUUGUAAUUUUAAAACAUUCUCUUGGGAUAUAUUCAAAGCACUUUGUAGUACAAGGGGAGAAAGUAUUAAAAUUAACAUUAAAUACAGUUCAAUCAUUCUUGAAUCAAUUCCAACUAUCAUCAUAUUCAAUGAAGGUCAAUACACUUCAUUCUUGAAUAGAUGUAAUGAAGAAGGAGAUUCAACGUGGAUACAACAUAAUUCAAAAACAAUAAUGAUAAAUAAUAAAAUAUAUAUGUCUCAAAAUGAAAUGAAUACACAUCAAAUAACAAAUCCUUGUGAUGACUCUAAAUCAUCUCCAUAUGAAAACCAUUCAAAUAAGAGAGAUGAAGAUGAAAUAAUAAAUGAAAAUAAAAUCACAAAGGAAAGUGUUAUUGAAUAUUUAACAAAAAACAAUAUCUCAAUACCAGAUGAACUGAAACUGAAUGAAGUUAAUAAUGAAAAUGUAAAUCAACCACCAGAACAAUUGUUAAACCAAAACACAAUAAACACAUUUGGAUUUAACCAGUUUCAUAGACUACAAAAUAAAAAUGAUAAUCAAUGUGUUAAACAAAUUGAAUACUCAAAUAAUACUCCAUUUAAAAAAGUCAAUCAAAAUGAAUUUGAAGUAAUAUCUGGUUGA
Messenger RNA from Entamoeba dispar SAW760, 1416 nucleotides. RefSeq lists its product as uncharacterized. The record is from RefSeq and is a predicted model, not a curated record. The transcript has a single exon. The coding region runs from base 1 to 1416 and encodes 471 amino acids. NCBI's taxonomy places the organism in Eukaryota, Evosea, Mastigamoebida, Endamoebidae.